Molecule: messenger RNA, 1804 nt
Organism: Monopterus albus (swamp eel)
Lineage: Eukaryota; Metazoa; Chordata; Actinopteri; Synbranchiformes; Synbranchidae
Gene: trmo
Product: tRNA methyltransferase O
Exons: 6
Coding region: 121-1503 (460 amino acids)
Source: RefSeq, a predicted model, not a curated record
AAAUCAAACGUGCUUCCGCGUUGAGAAACUCUCACGUGCUGUGUUGUGUUGAGAGGUGGCUAGGUCACAGCUAACUAAUAAAGCGCCGUUUGAUCUUGUGUUAUCUUGUAUAUCAGUAAGAUGAGUCCUCUGUGUGACUGCUGCGGUGAACACAUCAGUAAACUGUAUCAGCAGGUUUCUGUGAUGAGAAAAGAAAUCAAGAACCUGAGGCAGAUGUUGGACAGUGCAUGUAGAGCUCACCGUAAACAUAUGGCAUCUCUUCAGUCUGCUGUGUCAAAGAUUGGACUCUGUGACCCUGACAAAGACCAUAUACCAGCACCACCUUCACCAGCACCACCGCAGACUGCAUUAGAGCGAGGAAAUAUCCAGACAGUCCCAAUUGGUUACAUCAGCUCCUGCUUCUCUGUGAAGAAUGGGACACCCAGACAGCCCACCAUCUGUGGCCCAUCAAGAGCAGAACUGCGCAUUCAGCAGAGCAUCUUCAAUAACCCAGGGCAUGCUCUGGUGGGAUUGGAACAGUACUCUCAUGUUUGGAUCAUCUUUGUCUUUCAUAAAAAUGGGCACUUGACUUAUAAAGCCAAAGUGAAGCCUCCUAGACUCAAUGGUCAGAGAGUUGGUGUGUACUCGACACGCAGUCCGCACCGACCAAAUGCACUGGGCCUAACUCUGGCUAAGCUGGAUAAAAUUGUGGGCGACACAAUAUUUCUGUCAGACAUUGACAUGAUUGAAGGUACCCCAGUCCUGGACAUUAAACCCUACAUCCCAGAAUAUGACUCCCUCAAUACCAGGGUUGUCAUGGACUCUGAUUCAAACCCAGACCAACCAAAUGCAACUACUAUAGAGGAGUCAAACAUCUUAAACCUCUGUAACUAUUCAGAGACAGAUGCUCAGUCAACCUUUAAAGGGGAAAGACUUGAAGAUGAUGUGGAGAGUUUCCUCUCAAGAGUCAAAUCUGAAGCUGAUAUUCUAGUCUCAGAUUCAUCUAGAGUCAAUGCUCAGUUUUCCCUGUCCAAAGACCUUUACAGUGUGCUGGAAGGGGUCAAGGCCUAUGUGAACCAAGGUGACUCUUGUCAAAGUGAGGACCAAGUUUCAGACUGCCCUAAAACCAAGCCUCCAGAGUUGACAGUUGACCACCCCUGCUAUGGAGGGGAGACCUACAGUAUCAUUGCUGGCUGGAUCAAAGAGCCUCCUGUUGGCAUUCUGGAUGUACGCUUUACCCCUCAUGCUGAGAAGGAAUUAGCAGAAUUCCUUCCCGCACACCUGUCAGGACCCUGUGAAAGUGACAGACCCAAGUUCCAGUUUCUGUGCAGUCCAGAGGAGGCUGCUGCCGCCAUCAGAGGGGUUCUGUCUGCAGAUCCGCGGUCAGUCUAUAGGAGGACACGCUGCAGAGACAGACUCUUUUUCUUCACCAUCGACACGGCUGACAUCACAUGCUGGUUUGGACAAGGCUUUGCUGAGGUGUUGCAGGUCCGACCUGUCACGUGCCAUAUUGCCUCAAUGUGAGAAACUCUUUCAGUGAAAGCUUUGCAGCACUAUAGUGAUGCUUUUUGGUAGACAAUAGUUCAUUUUUUAUCUCUUGGUCCACUGCAAAUCUAGUACAUUUUAAACAUCUUUAUUUGAAAUUUUAAAGACUUGCCUACUUGUCCCAUACAUCCUGAUUAUUUUGUUUACACACAGUUGUUCUAGGCAGGUAUUGAUCUAUAUUUUUGCUCACAGUAUUGUUUUCUGUUACAUUUAUUGUUUGUCUUUAUGUGGAAGACUGGACCUUUAUUUACAGUGAAAAAAUAAACUCAGUGAUAACGAG